Molecule: messenger RNA, 3026 nt
Organism: Physella acuta
Lineage: Eukaryota; Metazoa; Mollusca; Gastropoda; Physidae
Product: intraflagellar transport protein 80 homolog
Biological process (GO): cilium assembly
Cellular component (GO): intraciliary transport particle B; cilium
Molecular function (GO): protein binding
Source: RefSeq, a predicted model, not a curated record
UUGAGAAAUUCCCAAAGUUCGAACGGGAAAGCGAUGUUUACCUGAGUUACUGAAAACCUCCGUUUCCUAAAAAAAUAUUAACAAAUAAUAUACCGAGAUCUAACUAGAUUUCUCUAAAUCUAUAGAAUCUUUAAAAUGAGAUUGAAAACAACUCUUCAAAAGGAACCAAAACAUUCUGAGUUGGUUAGCUGUGUAGGGUGGACCUCACCAGAUGAAGUUUAUUCCUGCGCUGAUGAUCAUGGUGUCUUGAAGUGGAACUUGACAAACAAUGAAACAGCCUCUGUCAUGGAUCUGCCUAAGGAUUGUUUUCCUACAAGUAUGCACUGGUUCCCCAAGUCUGCACAGGGAGGGGGAGCUAAGAAGUCAACAUCUGAUGUGUUUGCUCUCACAUCCACUGAUGGAAAAUUCCACUUAAUCAGCCGCUCUGGUAGGCUUGAGAAGAGUGUUGAGGCCCACAAGGGAGCAGUUUUGUGUGGGAGGUGGAGCCCUGACGGCACCGCACUGGUCACUGGUGGCGAGGACGGACAGGUCAAAAUUUGGUCUCGAAGUGGCAUGUUGCGCUCCACUCUCUCACAGAACAGUAUCCCGGUGUACAGUGUUGCCUGGGGCCCUGACUCUGAUCAAGUCUUGUUUACAAAUGGGAGGCAGUUGGUCAUCAAACCUCUACAAGCUAACGCCAAGCCACAAAUGUGGAAAGCUCAUGAAGGAAUAGUUCUGUGUGUGGAUUGGAACGCUGUCAGUAACUUCAUUUUGUCUGGCGCUGAGGACAAGAGAUACAAGGUCUGGGACACGUAUGGACGGCAACUCUACUGCAGCAGCAGUCAUGAGUACCCCAUCACAUCGGUGGCUUGGACACCAGAUGGUGAAAUGUUUGCAGUUGGUUCCUUCAACACCAUGCGGCUCUGUGACAGAAGUGGGUGGUCCUAUGCCCUAGAGAAGCCCAAUACAGGAAGUAUCUUGAGCCUGGCCUGGUCAGGAGAUGGCACACAGCUAGCUGGAGCUUGUGGCAAUGGCCAGGUUAUUUUUGCCAAUGUCAUUGAGAUUCGCCUGGAAUGGAAGAACUAUGAAGCCACAUUGGUAGCCAGCAAGCAGAUCCAUGUCAGGAAUGUCAUGAACGACGCCAAGGAGAAGCUAGACUUUAGGGACCGCGUCAUCAAGCUCUCGCUGGGGUACAGCCACCUCAUCGUAGCCACAUCCUCUCAGUGUUAUAUAUACAACACAAAGAACUGGAACACGCCCAUGAUCUUUGAUCUUAAAGAAGGGGGAGUCACUCUCAUAAAGCAAGCUGAGAAGCACUUCCUGCUAGUUGAUGGGUCUGGUGUGUACGUGUUCUCCUAUGAUGGCCGCCUGGUCUGUUCGCCCAAAUAUUCUGGCAUGAAGGCAGAGAUUUUAAAUCAUCAGACAGUGGCCCUCUGCAAUGAUACAGUGGCCAUCAGGGAUAAAACCGAUGAAAAAGUGAUUUAUGUUUUUGAUGCACAGACAGGAAAAACAAUGGGAGAUGGCAAACCUAUCACUCAUAAGGUUGAGGUGAUGGAUAUAGGACUUGACCAAUGCGGUGUUACGGCGGAGAGAAGGAUCUCACUCGUGGACAAAAACAGAGACCUCUUCAUCACGUCUGUCAGGAUCUUUGGCACAGAGAGGAAAAUCAUUAAACUUGCCAACAUGAUCCAAGCCCAUGUCUGGAAUGAUGAGACCAACAUGCUGGCUGCCAUGACAGAUGGGAAGAUCCUGGUCUGGUACUACCCUAACGCUGUCUAUGUGGACAAAGACCUGCUGCCUAAAACCUUGUUUGAGAAAGACUCAAGUGAGUUUGGCAAAUCUCCUCAGUUGGUAGGUUUUUUGGGCAGCCAUCUUAUCCUGCGCAGAUCGGAGGGGUCCCUUGUGUCCGCAUCCAUCAGCCCCUACCCCACAGUGCUGCACGCGUACACCAUGAACAACAAGUGGGAUGAUGCUGUCAGGCUCUGCCGGUUUGUCAAGGAAGAAAAUCUGUGGGCUUGUUUAGCUGCUAUGGCAACCUAUGCUAAAGAUUUAAAUACAGCAGAAAUCUCUUACGCAGCCAUACAAGAGGCUGAUAAAGUGCAGCUUAUCAUCAACAUCAAAGAAAUUCCAGUGAAGGAAGCCAGGAAUGCCGAGAUGGCACUUUUGUGUGGCAGCCAGCAAGAUGCUGAGGCCAUCUUACUGCAGGCGGGUCUCAUCUUCCGCGCUAUCAUGUUGAACAUACAACUCUAUAACUGGGACAGAGCUCUAGAGCUAGCAGUUAAAAACAAAACCCAUGUUGACACAGUGCUUGGCUUUCGGAUGAAAUUUUUGUCAAGGUUUGAGAAAUCUGAGACAAAUAAAAGAUAUUUACAGUACAAGGAAGGGGUAGAGAUAGACUGGGAUAAAAUCACCAACAAAAUUGAAAUGGAAUACCAGAAAGAGAGGGAAAGACCAGCAGCAGUGCCCCGCAGCACUAAAACUUGAUUGGGCAUUUUAUACACAUUUCUUUUACCCUCUUAGUUCUUUGAGUACCAAAACAUACCAAGGUUGCACUUCAAAAUUUUCUUGAGAAUUAUUUUCAAAUGUUUAAAAAAAAAAAAUUUGACUGUAAAGACCAUAGAUAGAUCCAGGAAACUUGACUGUAAGUAAAGACCAUGGUUUGACUAGGGAAUCCAAGAACCAAUGCUGACACUGCUACAGUAUCUUUAUCCUGUCCUAAAUGCUGAUCAUUUGAAAUCUGUGAUAUAAUAUAUGGAAUGUUUAAAUGUUCAACCCUGUUCAUGUUGUUCUGUGGUGUCACCAUCUGUGGUGUGACAUCACCAGUUAGCCGUCUGUCCAUUUGUGACAUCACCAGCCAGUCUGUCCACUUGUGACAUCACCAGUUAGCCGGCUGCCUCUUGUGUAAAAAUGUUUCUCAGCCUCAUCUUGUGCAACAUUUUUCAAUGAAAGCUUGUUUGUGUUUGUUUGUCUUUCCUCUUUGAUUUGAAUACUGGUAGAACAUUGAGCACUGUUUUAUAUUUUUAAAUAAAUUUUAUUGAUGUAACUCU